Messenger RNA from Apaloderma vittatum (bar-tailed trogon), 3129 nucleotides. RefSeq names its product DNA excision repair protein ERCC-6-like 2. Lineage: Eukaryota; Metazoa; Chordata; Aves; Trogoniformes; Trogonidae. The record is from RefSeq and is a predicted model, not a curated record. The transcript has 10 exons. The annotation marks the transcript as partial.
GUCCUUCAGCAGCUUUUAAAUCACUUUCAAAAAAACAAGGAUAAAGUUCUUCUUUUCUCCUUUUCCACAAAGUUGCUAGAUGUUCUGGAACAAUACUGUAUGGCAUCUGGGCUAGAUUACCGAAGACUUGAUGGAAAUACAAAAUCAGAAGAUAGAAUCAGAAUUGUAAGAGAGUUCAACAGUGUUCAAGAAAUUAACAUAUGUCUUGUAUCUACAAUGGCUGGUGGACUGGGUCUUAAUUUCGUUGGUGCCAAUGUUGUCAUCCUGUUUGAUCCUACCUGGAACCCAGCAAAUGAUCUUCAAGCUAUUGACAGAGCGUAUAGGAUUGGCCAAUACAAAGCUGUUAAAGUGUUUAGGUUGAUAUCCUUGGGAACUGUGGAGGAGAUGAUGUACUUGCGACAAGUUUAUAAACAGCAACUUCACUGUGCAGUGGUUGGAAGUGAAAAUGCCAAGCGGUAUUUCGAGGCAGUGCAAGGAUCAAAGGACCAUCAAGGAGAGCUUUUUGGGAUCCAUAACCUCUUCAAACUGAGGACUCAUGGCUCUUGUCUUACCAAAGACAUCCUGGAGAGGGAAGGGCGAGUAGAAGCAGGAGUCAUGACAGCAACCACAUGGCUAAAGGAAGAGACUCCUCCGUGCAGCUCAGAAAAGUAUGAGCAACCAGACUGUAAAGAAGAUGGAGAUCCCCGAGGUAUCCAGGCACAAUUAAAGAGAGAAGAAAUGGAUUUUUGUGAUGACUUUAGUGAUGAUGAUAUUCUUGAAGCUUCUGUGAAGAAGUGUGACAGAAGGAAGCCUUGCAAUGCAAGUAAUUUAGUGGUAACAAAGGGACAGCUUUCCUUAAUGCAGUGUGGAUUCUCUAAGUUGUUGCAGAGAAAAAUUGAAACUGCCAAAGAAGGAGAUAAUAGUUACAAUUCUCAUCAUUCAAGUUCUGAUGAUCAGACUAUAAGAACAAACAUAAAGGACAAGUACAGUGAUUUCCAGAAAAGUCAAAGCCAUGUGCCUAUUGGGGAGCAUGGGAAAGCGGCUCAGUCACUGAAUGGAACUGAUAAAGAUCUUCGUAGUACAGACUGGCUUGUUUUAUCUGACUCUGAAGAGGAGAAGGACAGAGAAAGCGAGGAUCAAGGCAUUUCAAAGCAAAGUGAUAUAGUCAUGGAAACUGAAAGCAGUUCUGAACAGGAUGAUCCUACACAAGUUCCAGCAUGCCAACAGCAAAUACUUACUAAUAAAGUUGAAAUACACAGAUCAACAUCUGAAAAUUGUGAAGAAUUAGCAAAAGAAAAACAUGGAUUUUUAUUUAAGGGAGACAGUAGGCAAUUUGGGUUCCACAGUGCUGAGUCAAAUUUCACCAAAGUCAUGUCUUUUGAAGAUAUCAAGGACAACACAAGAGAUCUGAAAGGAGCAAGUGAUGUAAGUGAUGAGUCUGAUGAUAUUGAAAUUUCCCAUAAUUUUGAAUCAAGAAAGGUAAGAACUUCCAGGUUUCCGAAAUGGAAGGAAAGACAUACCCAUAACAAUGGACUAGGUAACGUCUCCAAAUCUAUUCUACAAGCAAAGAAGCCCAACAGAAAAGAAGAGGAAAGUGAUUCUCAAAAUAUAGAUGAAUUUUCAUCUUCUGAAGAUAACUUACCAGUUGAGAAAAUUUGUGCCAGAAAGCAAAACUCUAAACAUAAAAUCUGGAGAGGCAGAGUUUGGUUUGGGCCUAAAAUACUUCAUACUAUUCAGGAUACCUCUGUUGCACAAAUGAAGGCUAGCAAUUAUGGUGUGCAUAGAACUUCUGCAAGUAAAACUGAAUUUGAAAUUCAAGAGCAAAAAAUCGAAUCAAUGGACAGGUAUUUAGAUGGUGUUCAAGAGGUGGCAUAUAUUCAUUCAAAUCAGAAUGUGGUUGGAUCCAGCAAGGCUGAGAAUCGCUUGAGCCGGUGGGCAGUGCGAGAUGUAUUUGAAUUGAAGCAGUUUUCCCAGCUCCCUGCUAAUGUAGCAGUCUGUAGUGCCAAGAAAAAUGAAGAAAACACAGAAGACGACACAGUGGAGAAGAGCGUUGUUAAAGGAGGGCAAGAAAUGUUGACGAGCAGUAAUCAGCAUCACCUGUAUGUUACUUAUCCUGUGACCCAGAAAAACAAAAAAGCACACAGAGUAGAUUCAACCACCUUCUUGGUUGGAAAGACACCCAAAGGAAUUCGCAGGAGGCAAUUCAAAGAAAUGGUAUCCCACUUCAAUAUGGGAUCAGUGGAAGAACUUGCAGAAUAUAUUGCAAAAGCUACAUCAGAAAUAAGGCAGAAGAUGUUGAAAGAAUUCUAUAUUUUCAAGCAUCCAGAGAUGGAGUCUUUUUUCCCAGCUGAAAUACCAGCUAAAGCUUCACAUGACUAUAGAGAAUUGGAUUCAGCAUACUCCAGAAAAAGAAAGUCCAUUGUUAAUUUUGGAAGAACUAAGUCUAGAUCUUCAUCAGCUAAAGGAGUACUGAGUGGAACUACAGAAACACAGAGCCAUGAAGGAAUAGAGCAGCUUCACAAUGACUUGGACUUGCAAGAUGUCUGUGUUGAUGCAAAAUGUAAACCAUCACCCACUGUUGCUACUCAACAUACCGAAAGCAGAAACAGUCAGGCAUUCAAGGAUUUUAUGGCAACUGGCUCAUUAAGCAGUAAAUCAGAAAUAAUUGAGGUGCUGCCUGUAAAAAGUUGUGAAGGGCAGCAGGACUCAGAGGGAGCACAGCUGCCAAGGAAAAGAUCCCUGUCUCAGUCAGAAAAUGGGGAGACAGAAGCUCAGACUUGUAAGAAGAAGUCUUUUGUGGACUUACUUGGAGAUACCUCUAUUCUCAGUGAUCUCUUCAGAAAUGAUGGAAAUGUACCUGCAGAAUCACCAAGGAGAUUCCCUUCAGGGCAAGUAGAAAAAACAAAGGAGAGACCAAAAGAUUUCUGGGACAUGCUGAAUGAGCAGAAUGAGGAGAGCCUCAGGAAGCUCACUGACAUAGCAGUCAUAGAGAAGCUAUGUGAAAGACCAACUCAUCCACCUGUGACAGAAGACAGAGAAGUUUAUGAAAGUUCUCUCUGGAAAAAAAAUGAAAGUUUUCUGUGGAAGAAAUACAGUCCAGAUUAUUCAGAUGAACCACCCACUGCUACAUCUUGUAAUGUAGUAAAAUGA